AUGCCCGAGAUUGUGGGCAAGGAAGUAGGCCCCAUUGGCUUUGGUCUGAUGGGAUUGACUUGGCGAGCGACGCCACCGUCUCAGGAUCAGGCCUUCGAGGCUAUGCGCACCGCUAUCCAUAAUGGAAGUAACUGUUGGAAUGGUGGCGAAUUCUACGGAUCCCCUGAUUACAAUAGUCUCGUGCUCCUGGAACGGUACCUUGAGAAGUAUCCAGAAGAUGCCGAUAAAAUCGUUCUGAACAUCAAGGGUGGUUUGAACCCCCAGACUCACCAGGUAGACGCCUCUCCGGAGAACACUCGCAGAAGUCUGGAUAACUGCAUUGCUCAGUUAAAGGGCCGCAAACAAAAGAUUGACAUGUUUGAAUUCGGUCGCCGCGACCCAGCUGUGCCGAUGGAUGUCACCUUUGAUUUGAUCGAUAGGGAGUAUGUCCAGACUGGAAAGAUCGGGGGCAUCGCCCUGUCAGAGGUGCGGGCUGAGACCAUUCAUGAAGCCGUCAAACACACCAAGGUGGUCGCGGUAGAGGCCGAACUCUCCUUGUUCACUACCGACAUCUUGGAGAAUGGUGUCGCUGCGGCAUGCGCUCAAUAUGGGAUCCCAAUCAUCGCCUACUCGCCCAUUGGCCGAGGCAUGUUAACCGGCCAGUUCAAGAAGUUUGACGACCUUCCAAAGGACUCGCUGCUGCUCUCCCUCAACUUCCCCCGCUUCCAGCAGGGUAACUUCGAGAAGAAUAUGCAGCUGGUCGAGAAGGUGGAGGAGAUCGCGAAGAAAAAGGACUGCACACCAGCACAGCUGGCUAUUAACUGGACGAGAACGCUAUCCAGGCGUCCGGGGAUGCCGACUAUUAUCCCGAUUCCCGGUGCGACAACAGCAGACCGGGUGGAGGAGAACACUGGUGGACGAUACCCCGAGAUCAUCCCGACUAAUACGUAG
This is a messenger RNA of Aspergillus oryzae RIB40, 930 nucleotides long. Its product is annotated as aldo/keto reductase family protein. The record is from RefSeq and is a predicted model, not a curated record. Lineage: Eukaryota; Fungi; Ascomycota; Eurotiomycetes; Eurotiales; Aspergillaceae. The transcript has 4 exons. The coding region runs from base 1 to 930 and encodes 309 amino acids. Gene Ontology annotation, cellular component: cytoplasm.